AUGGAUGUCGUCUAUAGGGGAGAUUCCAGGCCAGUACAGGAGCUGUUGACAAUCCGCGUGAAGGAUCUUGAGAACCGCCCGCUGAGGUUUUUGUCAACCAACCGUCCUCUCCGUCGAUAUCUUCACAUCCGCUUCCUGAUACUUUAUAUGUGGUGGAAGAUAAAGUCUGUGCCCAACCUAUGUCAAAAAGUUGGACCAGGGGAAUUCUGGCCAUCUGCAGGGAUGUGUUUCGAGAGAGUAACCCUGAAGACACUUGCCCGUUGCAAAAGCUGGGAUUAA
Molecule: messenger RNA, 279 nt
Organism: Penicillium salamii
Lineage: Eukaryota; Fungi; Ascomycota; Eurotiomycetes; Eurotiales; Aspergillaceae
Source: the annotation of a GenBank genome assembly